Symbiodinium sp. CCMP2456 is the source of this 864-nucleotide messenger RNA. Lineage: Eukaryota; Dinophyceae; Suessiales; Symbiodiniaceae. The record is from the annotation of a GenBank genome assembly.
AUGAGCGCCGAGAGCAAGCGAAGGCGCACUGGCGAGAUCUGCGCUUGGCCGCAGAUUCAAGAAGCCUGGGAACCGGAGCAGCGCAAAGGCUUUCCAGGUGACGGCCUGGAGCCGCUGGUCGAGGUUGCGCCCGCGAGUUUUCUGGGCUCUUCUGCAAACAUCGCAGAAAGAGCCGUCCCGAAGCCGAAGCCACUGCCGAUGCCGCUCCCACCGCCACCUCCGCUUCUGCCGAUUCUGCCAAGGCCAGCCUAUUCGCGGUUGCACCCUGGUGUGGCUGUGGCCACUUCGGAGGGGCUCCGAUUGGGCCUGCAGCACUGCGCGAAGGCUUCCAGCAAGGCCGCGCCCACCGCGGCGCCCACCGCGGCGGCCUUGCGGCCCUCGGUGCGCGGCCGGGGGCAACGCUUCGGCUCCCAGAGCUAUCUGCGCUCCUGGGACCUCAACGAGCCAGGACAGCGUCUCGAGCCGGAUCCGUCUCCCAAGCUUACCCGGAUCCUCCAAUCGCUGGUUCCCUUCGAGUUGGAGGCCUUUUCGGAAGAGGCCUGUGCGAUUUGCUACGAGUCCAUGCAGGGAGAGCUUGUGAGGCGGCUGCCCUGUAUGCACGUCUUUCACGCAAGCUGCAUCGCUCGCUGGCUCCGUGUGAGGAUGUGUUGUCCACUGGACAAGUGCGAGGUCGAGCCUUCCUUGCAGGCAAGACCCGAGCUACCACGCGGAACCGCGCAAUCCGCGGAAGAGGAGGUGCCUUCUUCGGAUUCCUCGCCCCUCUACCAGCCCAGCCCAUCAAGUUCGCCAUCGAACGAAGAUGUCGAGGAAGCUGCCAGUACGCGUGCCGUGACAGGGAAGGAGCCGCUUCUGCUUGUAGAAUAA